AUGUCGGAACGUCGUCAGAAGGCUCCCAUUCGUGUAGGUUUCUAUGACAUAGAAAAAACAAUAGGAAAAGGAAAUUUUGCCGUUGUCAAAUUAGCAAGACAUCGAAUAACAAAAACUCAGGGGGCAAUCAAAAUAAUUGACAAAACUCAAUUAGAUGCCGUUAAUUUGCUUAAAGUUUAUAGAGAAGUUGACAUAAUGAAACAACUCGAUCAUCCACAUAUAAUUAAAUUAUUUCAGGUUAUGGAAACUAAAAAUAUGAUUUAUAUAGUUUCUGAAUAUGCUAGUCAAGGCGAAAUAUUUGACUACAUCGCAAAAUUUGGUAGAAUGAAUGAGAAAACGGCGAGGAAAAAAUUUUGGCAAAUACUUUCAGCAAUAGAAUAUUGUCAUAGUAAGCAAAUUGUUCAUCGAGAUUUAAAGGCUGAAAAUCUUUUAAUGGAUCAAAAUAUGGAAAUAAAAAUUGCAGAUUUUGGAUUUAGUAAUUAUUAUAAUCCGAACGAACUUCUUUCAACAUGGUGCGGUUCUCCUCCCUAUGCCGCUCCAGAAGUAUUUCAAGGUUUAAAAUACGUAGGACCCGAAAUUGAUAUUUGGAGUUUAGGGGUCGUUCUCUACGUUUUAGUAUGUGGAGCUCUUCCAUUUGAUGGAUCCACACUUCAAUCUUUAAAAGAUCGAGUUUUAUCAGGUCGUUUUCGGAUUCCUUAUUUCAUGAGCUCAGAUUGCGAAUCAUUAAUAAGAAAAAUGUUAGUCGUUGAUCCUGGUAAAAGAUACUCAAUAGAAAAUAUUAAAAAGCACAGGUGGAUGCAAGCCGAAAUACCUAAAUUACCUGAUUCGACAAAUAUCGGAACAACGCACGAAUUAAACGAUCAGAUUUUACGACUCAUGCAAAGUUUGGGUAUCGAUUCGGUGAAAACUCGAGAGUCUCUUCGUUGCGGCAGUUACGAUCAUCACGCGGCCAUUUAUUAUCUUUUAUUAAAAAGACUUCGUCAGCAUCGCAAAGAAUUAAACGUAAAUCAAUUCGGUUGUCAUACCGAUGACGAAAUAGAUUGUAGGAGGCCGAGUUCGAUAGCGGAACAAGCAAUGAGAAAAUUAACAGGUGAUAAUAACAUAAGAAUCGCGGAAAGUACCGAACAUAGGAAUCGCGAUGUCAAUUUGUUAGACGUUCAAAAAUAUCUCGACGGUUCGUGUAGACCUCCUAAUUCGUCAACCGCAUCGAGUAUGGGAAAGUUUAACGAAAGUAUUAAACCGGAAGAUUUUAUCUCGGAAUCCAUUCCAGUUGAUUUUCUCGGUUUAGCCAAUCCGAAUAGAACUUCAGGUCUUUAUGUUUUUCCGGGAAUGGAUCAGUGGUUGGAUGAGCCUCAGAGAGGACGAGAAAAAUUUAUGAAUUCUCAAGAAGAUCCACGACUGCAAAAUACAAGAUAUUUAUCUAACUCGGGAGCUAUUUGCUUUCCUCAACACGGAUCAUCAUCGCCAAUACCUCAAGAAUUUUAUAAUGCUCUUCAAAUGAAUUUACAAAUCAAAAGCGAAAACGGAUUAACCCCCAAACAUUGUACAAAAGAAAUGAAAAAUUUGCAAAAGAGCACGGAUUUUGAAAUACAUAUCGCUGAUGAAAGAGGGAUUCAAGAUAUCGCUUCCGGUAUAAUUUCUCCCGCUCAAAAUUUCAACGAUUUCAAGUACGUGAAUCAACAAAUGAGUCGCGAACCGAUUUUUUUAAGAACGGAAAGUCAUCGUUCCAUUUUCGAUGAUGAUAAAAAUAAUAUUUUCGAUGUUGAGCAAAAAAAUUUCGAUUGGCAAGACCUGUUACAGCAAAGUAAUAAAUUGUUGAAAGAAAAUUUUGAAAUUUUACAACAGCAACAAAAUCAAUAUGGUAACACGUUUACGACGGGAUUCGAAGGGAAUAAACAAAUGCAAACCUCACGGAGCGCUCAAAAUUUCAAUGAAAAAAAUAAAUCUACGGCAUCGGGCGACAUUGCCAAUUUUAUGGAUGUUGUCAGAUCUCAAAACGAAAUAGUUAUACCGGAAUCGAUAAACUCAUUAAACAUAUCAAACAUUUCGAAAGAUUUAGAAGCAAUAUCGGAAUCGGAAACGACUAAAAUCGAUGAAAAAAUAUCAGGGAUAACGUUGGGACACAAUGAUAUGUUUAGAUUACCACUCACAAGAGCGACGACGAAUCCAUUUCUAAGAUCUGAACGUAAGGGAAACGAAAGUAUUUGUCAUCAACAAUAUUCCAGUUCCACAGACGAAGGUAUCGAAACGGACAUUGAAGAUUCACCGGGAAGUGGUAAAAGUUCCAAUGCCAUUGUUAAUCAACAACGAUUGAAUUCAAAUUUAACCGUCGGAGUUCAUCAAAAAAGUCUAAGUCAGCACAUAAACAGUCAUUGUCAUUCUCCUUCUCAUUCUCCUUGUUUGAAAAAUACAUUGUCGGCAUUUGAAUCCUCUCUCGAUUAUCAAUUCGAUUCUGAAUUAGCAUCUAGUUUGCCAAGUUGUACUUCUUCGAAUACGAUAAAAUAUUCAACAGACAAUCCUGUUGUAAGUAAAAACAUGAUGCAUUCAAGUUUGUUCACGUCGUCUAUGAAGCCUUUUCAUAGGCCGAACCCAAUCACGGGAAAUAGAAAUUUAACGAGGAGUCCCAUAGAUUUUCGGGAAGGAAGACGAGCGAGUGAUGGUUUAGUACCUCAACAACAAGUAGACAUUCCACAAGAAAUAAAUUCAAAUUUAACCGUUUUCAAUCAUCAAAAAUUAAACGACAUGGGUAAAACGAAGGGGGCCAUGGAAUUGCAUUUAGUACAAAGAGAGCAUGAAGUUCUUAAAAAUAAAUAUCAGACACCUUCUCAAGAAGAGCAAUGCGUGAGACAAAUUCAACACGUUCAAUAUCAUCAAGUGAGCCUACCGGAACAAUAUUUAGAUGAAAAUUCUUCACGAAAGCAAGUUCCGAAGAAAAUUGGACUCCCUGAAACAUUGAUGACCGCCAACCAAUUCAAUCCGAAUCCAUCACAAAAAAAUGAAUUUUUAAAUUUGAGUGAUUUAGUAGUAAGCAGUCCUUCGUCAAUGAAUGCAUCAGUGCAACAAAAUGCUCAUUUAGGGAAAACUCCUUUGCAACAGCAACUUAUGCAGCACCGACUUUUGCAACAGAAGCGACACUUACUGCAGAAACAAGGAGCUUUUCAACAAGCAUCUCAACAAUCGCCACCCGUUUUAGCAUACAUGACAUCAAGACAGAGACAAAUGUUACGGCAAGCGAGUUAUAAAUUAGCACAAAAAAUGCCAGUGCUACCACCACUGCCACACGGAGAUGAAAUUAAUACAGAUUUAAGAACGAUUACUGAAGAUUGUACAAACGGACACACACCUGAGGGUGAUGUAAAAUGGACCAACAACACAUUACCAUUACAGCCGGGAUCAACAGACGUUGAAACGGGUAGCAGUCCGCGGAAAUUACCAACACCGAAUAAAUCCCUUCACGGAUCGAUACCGGAAAGAAACGAAAGACAACUUCCGUUGACACCCGAAAGGCAAUUAUUAUUUGCCGAAGGUCGUCAACUUCCAAAUCCUCCGAGUGAUAAAAUGAAAUCCGCUCCCGAAAGAAUGUUACCCCAUCAACCGGGAAGUGGAAGAAUGCUUCCGACAAUCGGGAUACAAAUACAAAAAACGCAUUCAUUACCAAAAACAAAUCAAUCGUUCGAUAACACCGGAAAUAACGAACCACCACCACCGGAAAUUGAUUUUCAAUCGACAAAACUUCUUUUCAAUCAAUCUUCUAAACAGACGAGGAACAUGGUCAACGUUCAAAAUCAAAUUCACGCCAAUGCCGCCGAAGGCAGUGGAAAAUCAAACGAAUCAAUAUUUUGCCGUCAAAAUAAUACCGCGUCGGACGAAUUGAAAGAUUCUGGAAGGUUACAGACGACGUUAAGAACGGAUCUAUCAACGGAAAAGAACUCGACCGACGUGGCAGCAGAUGAUAAAAGAUUAUCCGACGAAGAAAAUUGGUCGAAUGCAAACGUUUCGUGGGACAAUUCGCAAAAACGAUAUAACGAUUUGAUUGAGCUUUUUAUAUAA
Pediculus humanus corporis (human body louse) is the source of this 4050-nucleotide messenger RNA. RefSeq lists its product as uncharacterized. Bases 1 to 4050 code for a protein of 1349 amino acids. Gene Ontology annotation, cellular component: cytoplasm. Gene Ontology annotation, molecular function: ATP binding; protein serine/threonine kinase activity; tau-protein kinase activity. The record is from RefSeq and is a predicted model, not a curated record. Lineage: Eukaryota; Metazoa; Arthropoda; Insecta; Psocodea; Pediculidae. Gene Ontology annotation, biological process: intracellular signal transduction; microtubule cytoskeleton organization; protein phosphorylation. The transcript has 11 exons.